AUGACGCACACUAGGACUCACCAGGCCGGCCAGCACGCAGCGCCGCCGCCUGACGGACGAAAGCGUCCGUUCAAGGUCUGGGACCACCGGAGGCACACCAAAAAAGGCCUGGUGGCGGCUUCACUAGGCGAGCUGCUGACUAGAGGUCGAGAAAAGCUCAAGUAUGACGUCAGCCGUGGCGUCUCGGCCGUGCUGGAGUCGGACGGCACCACCGUGGACGACACCGAGUAUUUCGCCACGCUGCCGGACAACACAGUCUUCCUUCUGCUGCGGGACUCGGACCGCUGGCUGCCGCCCGGUGUCGACAUGCUCAGAGCAGCCCUGACCUGCAUCCCACGCAUCGUCUGCCAAACCAUGCACGCGCUCGACCUGCGGGACGAGGCGCCCUCCUGGAAGAUCGCCGACAACCGCGGCCAGGUGACCGUGCAGCUGCACUGGGACUCGGCGGCGGGCGGCGAGCGGUCCGAGCGGCGCGCGCACCUGGUGGUGCGCGGCGUGGGCGAGGGCAGCUCGGUUGAGUCGGGCACCGUGCACGUGCACACGGCCGAAUGCGGCGCGCACCACCCACACGUGCACCACCACCACGCGACGCGCGGCUCGCCGGCCGACCAGUGCGACUUCCACUGCUGCGCGCUGCAUCGGGGCGGCGCGCCGACCACCGCCACCAAGUCGGCGGCCACGUCGCCUAUUCAGGAGGCCGCCAGCGGCCGCCGGCCGCUCACGCACGCUCGCUUCGACGAGGUGGCCCGGGCGGAGACGGCAGCAGCGGCGGCGGCGAAGGGCGCGACGGCAGAGGAAAGCUCCGAGUCAGAGGGGGAUAACACGGUCAACGAGGAAGGCACCAGCCAGAAGCUGCUGCUGCUGGUGGACCAGCUGAGUGUGGAACGAACGCGCUACCUCAGCAUCAAGGACAUCGGCAUCAUCCUGGAGCGGCUGAGCUCCAAGAUCCUGGACGUGGAGCGGAUGGAGCGCGAGAAGGACGGCGACGACUGCCACAACUGGACGCUGAAGGCGACCAUCCGCGGCGACGUGCUGCGUGACAUCGGCGUCGUCUACCACGGCCACUACCACAGCAUCAGUGAGCACCCGCGGUACGCACGAUGGCGCGCGCAGGCCGCCCACCUCGCUCUGAGGGCGAUCCCGGGAUUCGACGGAGAUUAG
Pollicipes pollicipes is the source of this 1161-nucleotide messenger RNA. RefSeq lists its product as uncharacterized. The transcript has 7 exons. NCBI's taxonomy places the organism in Eukaryota, Metazoa, Arthropoda, Thecostraca, Pollicipedomorpha, Pollicipedidae. Bases 1 to 1161 code for a protein of 386 amino acids. Gene Ontology annotation, biological process: apoptotic process; regulation of apoptotic process. The record is from RefSeq and is a predicted model, not a curated record.